GAGACUGUUGCAGGUACUCUCUGUUCUCGGCAAAAGUACAAAAUCAAGAAGCUGUGGCCUGUCUGUGAAACCAUUGCUCCAUUAGGCCGCACUUAUUGACGUCAAUAUUUGUCGGUAGUUGCCCACAUUACAUUACCCCACGCACACAUUGUCAUCGUCAUCGUCAAACGGCGAAUCCUGUAAUCCAGAAUCCAGACUCGUGACCAAGUUACAUCACUUCUUGAAAUUGGUAAUUCCCACUCCCAACUCCAGCCUGUUUACCAUUCUUUUGAUCCCGAGUUCCUGACACUGACAGGCAUAUGAAACAAAUUACAAACCCACAUGCAAAAUGGAGAAACUCUCUUCCAUCAUUUGUCCUUUACCCUAUUCCCCAAAUUCGGGUUCUCUUCUCCUCUACCCCCCCCCCCCCCGCAACUGUAUGAUAUAAAUACCCAGAGUGGGAAACGGGAAAAGUUGGUAAAUUUGUCCACAGGGAGAUCUCGGCAAAAAUGGGUUUGAUCUCCGGGAGGGAUUUGAUUUCUGGGUUUCUUCUGUUCUCGGUUUUGAGCUCGGGAAGUGCCGGCUUGGCGGCUCCCUGCGAAUUCCCAGCGAUUUACAACUUUGGAGAUUCGAAUUCAGACACUGGAGGGAUAUCGGCUGCGUUCGUCCCAAUCUCAGCUCCAUACGGCGAGCAUUUCUUCCACAAGCCAGCUGGUCGAGACUCCGAUGGCCGCCUUACUGUGGAUUUCAUAGCUGAGAGGCUAAAGUUGCCGUAUUUGAGCGCUUACUUGAACUCAAUUGGGGCCAACUACAGGCAUGGAGCCAAUUUUGCUACUGGUGGUUCGACAAUCAGGAGGCAGAAUGAGACCAUUUUCCAGUAUGGGAUUAGCCCUUUUGCUCUUGAUAUGCAGAUUGUGCAGUUUGAUCAGUUCAAAGCCAGAACAACAGAUCUCUACAAUCAGGUGAAGGGUACUCCCGAGGCAGACAAGCUUCCAAGACCAGAGGAAUUCUCAAAGGCACUCUACACUUUCGAUAUUGGCCAGAAUGAUCUGUCUGUUGGUUUCAGGUUGGGUCCUGACCAACUCAAAGCAGCACUGCCCGACAUUGUUAACCAGUUGGCUGCAGCAGUCAAACACUUGUAUGAGCAAGGAGGAAGGUCAUUCUGGAUCCACAACACGGGUCCGUUUGGCUGCUUGCCUGUGAACUUGUUCUACGUCUCGAAUCCUCCCCCACAGGGUUACCUCGAUGAGCUUGGCUGCGUCAAGGCUCAGAAUGAGAUGUCAGUUGAGUUCAAUAGGCAGUUGAAGGAUAGAGUUACAAAGCUGAGGGAAGAGCUCAAGGAAGCUGCAGUUGUCUACGUUGAUGUUCAUGCUGCUAAACAUGGACUCAUUGCCAAUGCAAAGAGAUUAGGGUUUGCUGAUCCACUGAAGGUUUGCUGUGGUUACCAUGUGAAGUAUGACCACAUAUGGUGCGGAAACAAAGGGAAAGUCAAUGGAAGUGAAAUCUAUGGUGGCUCCUGUAAAGACCCUUCUGUUUAUGCUAGUUGGGAUGGAGUGCAUUACACUGAAGCUGCAAGCAAAUGGGUUGCUGACCAAACCCAGAAUGGCUCUUUGACUGACCCACCAACUCCAAUCACCCAAGCAUGUCAUAGGCUGUGAUGUAAGAGCUCAAAGAGGGCAGAAUUUAGAACCAGGUCAUUACUCUCGUGAUCACUGCCAAGAACCUCCAACUCUUCCUCGACAUAGUGUCCAAUCGUUUUGUUGCCUCCAGCUUUUUCACAACAAAAUUUACCCGGUUUC
Molecule: messenger RNA, 1778 nt
Organism: Linum trigynum
Lineage: Eukaryota; Viridiplantae; Streptophyta; Magnoliopsida; Malpighiales; Linaceae
Source: the annotation of a GenBank genome assembly